Gavia stellata (red-throated loon) is the source of this 909-nucleotide messenger RNA. It is a transcript of the gene PTRH1, whose product is annotated as peptidyl-tRNA hydrolase 1 homolog. Lineage: Eukaryota; Metazoa; Chordata; Aves; Gaviiformes; Gaviidae. The transcript has 6 exons. The record is from RefSeq and is a predicted model, not a curated record. Gene Ontology annotation, molecular function: peptidyl-tRNA hydrolase activity.
AUGCUGGCGGCGGAGCUGACGGGGCGCGCGCGACCGCUCGUCAGCCGGGCGGGGCUGCGCGUCAUGGUGGGGCCGGGGGGCGGGGCCGGGCGGUGCUGGGGGGGGAUCAGGCCCGUGGAGGGGUCAGGGGCCUCAUGGCGGCCCUGCAGAGCCCUGUUGACACCCGGCGGGCAGGUGGCCGGCCUGGGCAACUACGGGCUGCGGGGGACGCGGCACAGCGUGGGCAUGGCGGUGCUGGACCGGCUGGCCCAGCAGCUGGCGGUGGCCGAGGGCUGGCGAGCGGACAGGCGGUGCUGCGCCGACGUGGCCCUGGCCACGGCCCGCGGCCUGGAGCUGGUGCUGCUCAAGCCGCGGAGGCUCAUGAACCUCAACGGGCUCAGCGUCGCCAGUGCCGCUGAGAUCUACAGCCUCCGCCCAGAAGACAUUUACUUGAUUCAUGAUGACCUGGACAAGGCCCUGGGCAAGGUGGCGAUCAAGCUGGGAGGCAGCGCAAGGGGCCACAACGGGGUCCGAUCCUGCAUCAAUGCUCUGCACUCCAACGAGAUGACGCGGCUCAGGGUUGGCAUCGGGCGGCCGGAGGGUGAAGUGACAGUGUCCAGCUACGUCCUGGCUCCAUUCAGUGCCGGGGAGCAGGAGAGGCUGAAGCAGGUCCUGGCCCAGGCAGCGACCUGCCUGCUGGAGCACAUCCUGCGGAGGAGAGUGCCCGCGGGGGAGCUGGGGGACGGGCUGACGUGAACCCCGGGGGACCUGCGUGGCCGAUGGACAGAGCACUGCAGACUCCGGGCCCAGGCUGGAGGGAGGCUUCCAGUGGGAAGUGGGGGAGUGAUGGGAGCAACUUCUGCAGGAUCCAAAACCACUUCGGCUUUGUUGAGAAACUGUGGCAAGCACAAGUUGCCUGGAAUCUCGUAG